Molecule: messenger RNA, 1038 nt
Organism: Phytophthora nicotianae INRA-310
Lineage: Eukaryota; Oomycota; Peronosporomycetes; Peronosporales; Peronosporaceae
Exons: 3
Coding region: 1-1038 (345 amino acids)
Source: RefSeq, a predicted model, not a curated record
AUGACCAAGACCAGAGCUCAGAGCUCGACCUUACCUGACGGUGAGGCUGAACAAGGGCCAACUCCCAUCUUCGCGCCUAUCCUUCCCCCGCGAAUCACCAAGACAUCCCAUGCGGCGUUGGUGAAGUGGCGUAAGGAACGUUGGGAAUACGAGGACACCAUCUGCAAUCGCGCCAAGGGCGAUACGGAUGAUUUGAUCGUCCCGAUCAAGAACACCUUUGACGAAGGACUUCUUCGGGAGUGGUGCCGUCUCCAAUGGAAGGAAAUUGAGAAAAUCAUUUCUUCAGUGAAAAUCAACAGUGUGUCUGAUAUUGACCAAGAAAUGGCCGAAAACCUGCGCAUGGACUUUAGUGGAAGUGAUGCUCAUGAGCGAGUGAUCCAAUAUUUAAAACUCUGUCGCGAAAUAUUUGAUGAUCACGAAUGGCGCACUUUCUUCACAGGACUUGAUGGAACGAAGCAGUUAUGCUCUAUUCUGAUCAAGUCGCUGGAGCCCAAAGCCCUGAGAGAGGAGGUGGACCGGACGGCGCGCUUCCAAGUGCGCAAGGCACGAGAGGACGAAGUCGUACUGCACGACUUGAUUCCUGAGAAGGCACUCGACCAUGAGAAGGCUUUUCAAAGCCAACGACGCGCCAAGCGCGAUCGCGGCCGUGGAGAUCGCGAGCCUAAUCUUGCGUCCGUGUGUACAGGCAGCAAGAAACCUGUCAAGAAACCGAGGCUGGCGGAUGCGACGAGUAGUAUUGGCUCACAGCCACCUACCAAGUCCAUCACUGACCACCCGAAAGUGCCGCUGAUCCCCGUGCCCUCACUGCAGCGAUACCUGUUGAAGACGCUCGGUAUCGACAUCAACCGGCAGUUGGAGCAGCUAGCUGAGCGUGAGAGAGAUGACGACGCCUGUUUAUCCGACAAUGACAGUGCACCUAUCUCUACGUCAGCUCUGACGGAUGUCAAUUUGAAGGAAGCUGUUGAGCAGCUAGUGCAAAAGGCAUUAGAGCACGGUUUCCCAAAGAAUCUGAGCAACAGCUCCGCGCCAUUGCUCUAA